Messenger RNA from Hordeum vulgare subsp. vulgare (domesticated barley), 1656 nucleotides. RefSeq lists its product as uncharacterized. NCBI's taxonomy places the organism in Eukaryota, Viridiplantae, Streptophyta, Magnoliopsida, Poales, Poaceae. The coding region runs from base 1 to 1440 and encodes 479 amino acids. The record is from RefSeq and is a predicted model, not a curated record. The transcript has 4 exons.
AUGGGGGGCAAUCGGAAAUCGAAUGCUUCGACGGCGGAGGCAGUGCUGCUGAAAGCGCUGGGCUUCGACAGUGACGAUGUGGUUGUUUCUGAAGACGCGCUUGGACAACUACAGGGCAUCCAUGGCGGCAAAUGUGCUGUGUCUUGGGAUCAUGUGUGUCGGCCAAAGAGGCAAGGAGGACUCGGCGUGGUCGACCUGUACAGGCGCGGGAUUGCCCUCAGAUUGCGCUGGGAGUGGUUGCGGCAUACGGAUGGCUCUAGGCCUUGGCAAGGUCUUAAUCUGUUUCCUGAUAAGCAAGUGGCCCAGGCCUUUGGCAGCAUGGUUAAGUGGAGCUUAGGAUCAGGAUCACAGAUUCUGUUCUGGAAAGAUGGAUGGAUAAACGGGGCCACGAUCAAGGAAAUUGCACCAUUAGUGCUGGCUAGAGUCAGAACCCAAGUGGCCAACAGGAGAUUUGCAAGAGAUGCGCUUCAAAUGCAUGCUUGUACAAAUGAUAUUGUUGGAGAUAUGUGCAUUGAAAGCUUGUCUCAGUUCAUCGCGCUCUGGGAGAUUCUUAUCGAAGUGGAGACCGACCCGGGCAGCGAGGAUAGACCGAUCUGGGUCUGGAAUGUGGAUGGAACUUACACGGCAUCAUCGGCUUAUAGGAUGCUUUGUGAGGGGCGCUCGUGCCCUCAAGUCGCCAUUUGUGCCUCCCAGCCGCUAGACACCUCUCCCGGCGCUUGUAGGCCUACUCGAACCCGGACCUGGCCCUCCCGGGACCACGCAAGCCGUGCCUCAAGCAGCUGCUUCUCCCAAGAUACCUCAUGCACAAGCGCCCGCACGCCCGAGACCACGCCGCUAGCCGUCGCUCCUCCCCCGACCUACACUGCGCCCUCGCGCCGGAGUCUCGUCGCCCUAGUCCGACGCCGCCGCAGCUCCUUGCCGCAUCGUGCCCCGGACAAACCUCGCCGCCACAUCCAAGCCUCCCCGGCCGGAGCUUUGCCCUAUGACCAUGGCGCCGAGCACCCUUUGCCCCGCCUCCUCCUGCGGCCGGUCCUCGCCGGAGCCUGUCCGUCUCGCUGGCCGCCGCCCAUUGUCCCUGGCCGCGUCGUCGCCCGCUGGCUCCCUCAGCGCCCAUUGUUGCAGCUGCCUACCCGAUCCAGGCCCGAUCGAGGAGCACAACGAGGUGCCCUCGCCGUCCCAGUCGCCCGCGUGGGCCAAGAUAGUCAGCCCACCUCCUCCACGGCUCGGCCUAGCCUCCAGCCGGCUUGCGACAGCAACACCAGGCCAGGCUCCAAGGCCAACUCGACCCCGCGCGUGGAGCACCAUGACCAGCGCCUAGGCACACCCGCUCGCCUCCUCGCCAGCCCAAGGCCACGCAGGCCCAACUCCGAGCCGCUCCAGUUGGCCCGUGGUUCUGAAAGGGGGAGAUGGCUCGUAGAAGAAAAUUCUUGGUUGUGUUGAACGUAUAGCAGAAAGCGUCAUGGUCUGGUGAUGUGGUGCUAGAACCCUAGGACAACACUGCUACGACAAUAUUCCUGUUUAACAUUGCUACUUGGAUCAUACAAUUGUCUUCUGUAUAAGGAUCAAUUGAAACACAAAAGCUUUGCACGUGCAAGCUUCAUAAAAUGUGACUGUAUUUUGCGCACAUAUUUAAAUGCACGUCUUUUUUUCUUGCAA